Molecule: messenger RNA, 1056 nt
Organism: Lodderomyces elongisporus
Lineage: Eukaryota; Fungi; Ascomycota; Pichiomycetes; Serinales; Debaryomycetaceae
Gene: MAP1
Product: methionine aminopeptidase
Exons: 2
Coding region: 1-1056 (351 amino acids)
Biological process (GO): proteolysis
Cellular component (GO): cytosol
Molecular function (GO): metalloaminopeptidase activity
Source: RefSeq, a predicted model, not a curated record
AUGACAAUUUGUCUCAAAGAUGGCAUACAUAGUGUAUUUUGCGACCAAAACUGUUUUCGUUCAAGCUAUGGAAUGCACAAGGCCCAGCACAAAUCCGAUGACGCUGAGGAAUCUUAUAUACCAUUCCCUACUUUUGAAUUCACCGGUGACGUUAGACCUCACUACCCAUUAACACCUCGUCGUGCAGUGCCCAAGCAUAUCAAGUUGCCAGAUUACGCCCAGAAUGGUAAACCCAUUAGUGAGAUCAAGAAUGAUCGUAUUGGCAAAAUUCCUGUAUUGACACCAAAGGAGAUUACCAAGAUUAAAAAAGUUAGCAAGAUUGCAAGAGAAAUUUUGGAUAUUACUGCAAGCCACAUCCAGCCUGGUAUCACUACUGACGAGUUGGACGAGAUUUUGCAUAGAGAAUGUAUGAAGAGAAACGCAUACCCUUCACCAUUAAACUACUACAAUUUCCCCAAGUCGAUAUGUACUUCAAUCAAUGAAGUUAUUUGUCACGGUAUUCCAGACAAGACCAAGUUGAAGGAUGGUGAUAUCGUCAAUUUGGAUGUGACCAUCUACUACUUGGGAUUCCACUCCGACUUGAAUGAGACAUACUACGUUGGUGACAAGGCCAAGGCAGACCCAGAUACCGUUAGAUUGGUCGAAACAACUAGAGAAUGUCUUGAUUUGGCUAUUAAGGCAGUGAAGCCAGGUGUUGCAUUUAGAGAUCUUGGUAACAUUAUUGAAAAGCAUGCAUCGGAAAACAAUUGCUCUGUUGUGCGAACAUACUGUGGUCAUGGAUGCGGUACAUUGUUCCACUGCCAACCAAAUAUUCCACACUAUGCUAAAAACAAAGCCAUUGGUAUUAUGAAACCAGGCCAGGUUUUCACUAUUGAGCCAAUGCUUAACUUGGGUACAUAUAAAGAUGUGACAUGGCCAGAUAAAUGGACUGCCGCCACCAAGGAUGGUAUGAAGUCAGCGCAAUUUGAGCAAAUGUUGUUGGUGACUGAGGAUGGUGUCGAAGUGUUAACUGCUAGAACAGAUACCUCUCCUGGUGGACCCGUUCCAAGGAUAUAG